AUGCCGGAAUUCAUCAGCGUCACGUUCCCGAACGCAUCUACCGAGAUCCAUCCAAUUCCCAACGCUUCGAUUGAUCCUGAAUAUCUCGUUCGCUACGCUCGCAACCUUGAUGACUAUGCUUACAACUACACGCUGGUGCCCUACGACUCCUCAUCCUAUGAUCCAUUCACCAUUGGAGCCACCAUUCUGUCGGUGACCAAAAACAUCAAGGUCAUCAUUGCUCUGCGACCCAAUACUCUUUACCCCACAGUUGCGGCAAAGGCGCUAGCUACACUGGACCAACUUAGCUCCGGUCGCGUCGUUGUUCACUUUAUCGCAGGUGGUAGCGAUGCAGAACAGGCUAAGGAAGGAGACUUCCUGACUAAGGAUGAACGUUACGGACGCCUUGAGGAAUACAUUCAAAUUCUCCGCCGCGCAUGGAAAUCCGAUGAGCCAUUUGACUGGGAGAGCAAAUACUAUACCUUCAAACAAUUCAGCAACCGCGUUCGGCCGACUAACGGCACAAUUCCUGUCUCAGUCGGCGGUUCAUCGGACGAAGCAUACCGUAUUGGAGGCUCCCUGGCUGACAUAUUCGGACUGUGGGGUGAACCUUUGAAAGAAACAAAGGACCAGAUUGAUCGCAUCUAUGGAGAGGCAGCAAAGGCCGGUCGCCCGGACUCAGACAGACCUCGCAUCUGGGUGACCUUCCGUCCUAUUCUUGCCGAGACUGACGACCUCGCCUGGGCGAAAGCACACCAAACCCUCGAUGCACUGACUACCAACCGAGCGAAAGGACAAGGCAAGGUCCCCGCCAAUGCGCCGCCCCCACAGAACGCCGGCUCUCAGCGGCUUCUUGAUAUUGCCGCUCGCGGAGAAGUCCAGGACCGCGCUCUUUGGUAUCCUACUGUUACUGCAACGAAUGCACGUGGUGCAUCCACUGCCCUGGUUGGAUCGCCCAAGACUAUUGUCGAGUCGCUUCUUGACUAUGUUGAUCUUGGUGCCGACCUCAUCUCUAUCCGAGGCUAUGACAAUCUCAACGACGCUAUUGAUUAUGGACGGUUCGUGAUUCCCAAAGUUCGUCAAGCGUUAAAGGAACGGGAGAAUGGGGCUGCGAAUUAA
Messenger RNA from Penicillium roqueforti, 1098 nucleotides. Its product is annotated as LLM class flavin-dependent oxidoreductase. Lineage: Eukaryota; Fungi; Ascomycota; Eurotiomycetes; Eurotiales; Aspergillaceae. Bases 1 to 1098 code for a protein of 365 amino acids. The transcript has a single exon. Gene Ontology annotation, molecular function: oxidoreductase activity, acting on paired donors, with incorporation or reduction of molecular oxygen. The record is from RefSeq and is a predicted model, not a curated record.